CCUACCUCCAUGGCUGUAUGAGUGAGUGAUUCGAUAGUCUUUACAUAAACGCUAGAACUAGAGGAGAGAUGGACCAGACGAAAAGAAUUUUACAGGAUGUUCUGCAGGUUUUAAAAAUUAGUGAUUCAGACUCCUUGUUAAAUACGACUAGUAAGGGUGUUAUCUUAAAAACCAAAGAUGGACAUGAAAUAAAGAGUUUUAUUCCUGCAGCUACUUAUAUUGGACAGCUUGUAUCUCAAGAGGAUUUUACAGGUGUAACAAAAGAGGAAGAGGCAAGUGUAUACCAGUGGUUAGAAUAUUGUUUGCUGCAUAUGAACUCCAAAGAAUGUCAGGAAAUGUUAACAGAGUUGAACAUGGUUUUAGAAGAUAAAGUGUAUUUUAUCAGCAAUAGGUUUACUAUAGUUGACCUUCUGUUAUUUUUAAGUCUUCAUAGAAUUUAUUCCAAAAUGACAUUCCAAGAAAAGGAGUCUUAUAUUAAUGUCUCCAGGUGGUUUAGGCAGGUGCAGUCAACAAUUGACGAAAAUGAAUUGUACCCGAAGAUAUAUUUUACUAAAACUAGACUGUAUACAUAAGUCAACUUAAAUUUUAUUUAUUUAUUGAAGCAAAUCUGUGUUAUUAAACGUGAUCUUGUUUUAAAUCA
This is a messenger RNA of Stegodyphus dumicola, 640 nucleotides long. RefSeq names its product aaRS-interacting multifunctional protein 3 (gene AIMP3). The record is from RefSeq and is a predicted model, not a curated record. NCBI's taxonomy places the organism in Eukaryota, Metazoa, Arthropoda, Arachnida, Araneae, Eresidae. Gene Ontology annotation, biological process: positive regulation of DNA damage response, signal transduction by p53 class mediator. Gene Ontology annotation, cellular component: aminoacyl-tRNA synthetase multienzyme complex; nucleus; cytoplasm.